CUCGCAAAAACAGACAUGUUUCACAGUUGUUAUUUGUAGUGGUUUAAGACUAGCGAUAUUCGAACGUUCUGUCUGUAUUGCGUCGCCGUGCAUACAUACACCUUUCUUUCAUUGCCUCACGCAACAUACCGGUAGGCCGAGUAGCAACGAUGUACCAGCAGAAAUAAGUGAUUUAAUCGGUUUUUGGUUCAAAGAACAUCCACAAGUCAACAUUUUAACCUGGCUGCAUGCUUUUUGUUAUUGUUGUAACAGUCCAUUCGAGCACCGAAUGGAAACUGUGUAAAUGUAGUCUAGUCGUGGUGUUCUCAUCUCAUUAAUUUGUCAUUAUUGUCAUGGUAGGCUAGUAAACAGUGCAUUGUUACACUGUUAUGGUUCAGAUUAAGGAAGGAGUCAAUUACAUUGUGUUCAUUUAAAGUUUUAUGAACUGAAAUGAGUCAUUUCAGAAUAUGGGAUUAGCCAAACUCCCUAAUUAUGUUCAUUUAAUUCUGACGUUGCCUAUUAAGGAUGUUGCCUGAUGUUGCCUAUUUCACUUGACAUGUUUUUGUUUCACAAGUGGCUUGCCUUAAACACAAGCCACUAUUGAUUAUGAGGUGGCUGUAUGUUGUCUACUCAGUCAAAGGAUCAGAGUUUAAAUGUAGUUCUAAAAGCAUAAGCUACAGCUAGCUAGCAUUGCAGUGCAUAAAAUGUGACUCAAAGAGAAUGAAAGACAAUAGUUUUACAGUUUGAACAAAUUAAUUUCUUUAAAAAUGAACGACAUGGAGAGAACUGUAUUUUGUUGUAUUUAUUUUUCACUUUCUCUUAGCUAGCGAAUGCAGCUAGAUAGUUUAGCCUACUCAAACAGAGAGGGAUGCUAUGUUAGCUAGCUGGGUAUGGCUAUACAACAUUGGAACUCUUCCAAGUCAAGUUUCAUCUGUUGAAAUGAGUGUGCGCGCGGGGCAGGGUAGCGAUGAGGUUCUGGUGUCCCAAGCGGUGUGGGACUACUUGGCCGCCGCCGGCCGGCCCUGGCUCAUAGACUUCCAGGACAAGCAGGGCCUCAGCGCAGGCAUUAUCCGCAGAGGGGAGCGGGGAGGCUGCUGCGCAGUGCGGCUACGCCCCGUAGAGGGCUCCCGUCCUGGGGGAGGACCAGGGAUGAUGGAGGGGGGACCCAUCUCCAAUGAGACACGCAAGUCUUUCAUAGACUUAUGCCGCUGUGCCCGGAAAGAGAUGAGCAAACAGGAGGGGGGUCCUAAGUGGAAGAGGUCUGUGCUGCCCUGUGUUGGGGUGAGGGUCCUGGAGGGGGAUGGAGAGGGGAGCCUGCUAACACCUCAGCCUCCCCAGCCCAGACGCUCUCAGAGGCAGCAACAGAGGUGUAGGAAGCCUGCGGAGGAUGAGGCCUGUGUGGUCCUCUCCAACUCCAUGAAUUCCAUGAACUGCAUGUCUCACGAUGCAUCAGGACAGAGGAAGCAGGACAACAUGGAAGUCAACUGCAGUAUGAUGGCAUCUUCUCAUAGCCACUCCCAGAGUGAAGCAGACGACCACACCUCAUGUUCCAUCUGCAUGGGAGACAUGGUGGAGAGGACCACGCUGGAGAGGUGUGGCCACACAUUCUGCCGGUCAUGUCUGGACCAGGCCUUCAAGGUGAAGAGAGCAUGUCCGGUGUGUCGUCUGGUGUACGGCCAGCUCAUAGGGAAUCAGCCGGCUUCCGGGACUAUGAUGGUGGAGAGGGACCCAGAUCUGGAGUUGGCGGGACACGAGGGCUACGGGUGUAUCUGCAUCAUCUAUAGCUUCACACCUGGUCUACAGGCGCCGGAGCACCCUAACCCUGGUGUAAGCUACCCGGGUACGGACCGCGUGGCUUACCUCCCAGACAGCCCAGAGGGGAACCGGGUCCUGGGCCUGCUCCGCCGGGCCUUUGAGCAGCGCCUCAUCUUCACUAUAGGGACCUCCAUGACUACGGGAAUGCAUAACGUCAUUACCUGGAAUGACAUCCACCACAAAACCUCCAUAUGGGGCGGACCACGCUGCUUUGGCUACCCAGACCCCACUUACCUGGUGAGAGUGACUGAGGAACUCAGAGAGAAAGGCAUCACUGCGGACUGACCGUCCAGAUUCCAGAAUGUUCCAUUCUAGGAACACUAGGAAUUCUAGGAACCUCUAGCUGUCCUGCUGCUGGUGGUUGCUAGGCUGCAGGCUCCUGGACCUAGACCCAGCAGGGCUGUGGAUGAAUUCGACAGGGGACAGGGCUUUUAGCCCCACAGCAGAAACAGGACCGCAAGACUCUCGUAUCACUCCAAGACCUCUUUUAUGUGGAAAAUCCUAACUUCCAUUUAAAUUGAAUUUUCAUUUAAUCAUGCAUUGAUGUCAAUGGGAGACCAUUUAACUUAAGUGGAAGUGAAAAUUUGUCUUAAGUGGAAUUUAGGUUUCACCCUUGUGUUCCUGUGUUAGGUAUCUAUCUUCUGAUCAAUCCAGCAGCACUUUGUGUGGAAGAAAACAUAAGUGAGAGCAAUGUGAUUUUCUGUGUGACACAAUCAUCUAUCUACCUUUCACCUGGUGUUGACAAUAGCAGGAAUUUUUUUUUGCUGAACUCAUCCGAGCAGUUAUAAUAUAGGGAUUUAAUAAGUUGAUAAGUAAUAAGUACUUAAAUAUUAUUUUGAAAUCUAAGUAAAAGAGAAGUCUAUUUUGCCUGAUAUCUUUAUUUCCAUGCUGGGGGACACGUUCUCUAUUUACCAGUUGCAAGCGCACAUUAUUGGUGGUUUUUCCAGUACGUUCGUAGAAUAAUUAUCUUUUUCUUUAAUAAUUUUCCGUGAUAACCUGUUACUUACAGUUUGUACAAAUACCAUAUCUGAGAUAGGUGGCAGGCAGAAUAGCACUGUCUGCUUUAAUAGAAAGCUUCAAACUAAAUAAUUUAAUUUCUCUAAAAGAUGUUGCAAUCUAAAGCACUCACAGGCACUUUGACCAAGGAAGUCGGUCAGUCGUUCAGUGGAGGGCUGGUUGUUCUCUGCAUAUCACUAGAAUGAGCAUUGUUCUCUGCUACCUUUUCAGGGAAGACUAGUCUAUGGAAUAGUGCUCUGAGCAAAUCGGGGAGGUGUUAGUCGUUAACAGCCCUGAAGCUAAUAGCCUGGUAAGCUAGAAGUUGAUGUCAAUUUGCUUUGAGCCCUUCAUUUCCCUUUUGAUCUUCCUCUCCUUUGAUUUCUUCACAUAGGAAGGUUUUCUAUUUGUGCUGGUCUAGGAUCGGUGUGGCCUUUUUUUAAAUCAUAAUGAAUAAAUGAGGGACCCUGAUCCUAGAUCAGCACUCGUACUCUUGAGACUCUUUUUAUGAAUACGGAACCAGGUUUUGAACUGCUUUGAGUUCAGUUCAGUUUGAUGUCCAGUCAGUCAUUGGUCCUCGUUUCCUAAUGACCAGAUUUACACGAUGAUGUCAAAUGAGAAGGGCAAGAUGUUGAACCACUUAAACCAAAUCAAAGACAGAAAAGGGCUCUGAAAUAAUUAACUAUGUAUCUGAAAUGGCACUCUAUUCCCAAUAUAGUGCACGAGUGCUGAUAGGAGCCAAUAGGGCUCUGGUCGAAAGUGGUGCACUAUAUAGGACCCAUAGGACUGGUUAAAAGUAGUGUACUGUGUCGGGAAUAGGGUGCCAUUUUGGACGCCAGCCCUGUCUGACCAGAUGUUUGAUUGUCUCAUAAAUAAAGAGGUAUCUAUCUGCUGUAAUUAAAGUUUGUCUUAAGAGAUAAUCUAGGAUUAACAAUAAGUACCUGUAAUAUGAAAAUGUUAAGGAGAAUACUGCAGUCCCUUAUAGGUGUAUUGUCAGUGAUUUAUUUAAUUACCUUGUUUUGAUACAUUUCUCAUUGUUAGCGUGCCUUCUAUUCAAGUUUUGAAGAAAAUGUAGCAUGUUGAUACUAAUGAAUGAUAAGCAAUUCUUUAGUAGACUGUAUCAAAUUGUUAUUUGGAGGGUCAGCCACAGCAGGAAUUAUGUUUGUGCUUUGUCUGCCUUUCUACAGUUUGAGAAUAUAGAAACGGAUGUGUAUUUGAUGGAACCUCUGUUAUAAACAGUCGAAGUAGUCCAAAAAUGUAGCCUCACUUAUAUGAUCAAGCUGUGUGUGAGUGAUUUAUAAAUGAAACACCUUUUGAUGAGAAGAAUAUGCAUAUAGUCCAGUCGGUGUUAACCUCUUAUCUGUCUGCAUUCGGAUGAUGUGAAAGAAUUUACUUGGCCCAUACAUUAAAUAUCCCUUGCUACGACCCAAAUGGCACCCUAUUUAUGAUAGCAAAAGUAGUGCACUACAUAGGGUGCCAUUUGUGACUUGGCCUUUUCCCCCAUCUCUUCGUAUUUUUAUUGUUUAGGGACCAACUUGAAUAUCUUUGCGAGACAGGAAUAGUAGUUCAAAUCAAGCUACCACGCAAAUAUUUCUAUGCAGUAAACUAUGUAAGUGAACUGGGGGUUGGGGUACAGGCAGGGGAAUGAAUACUGAAAAGGAUUGUGUUGCCAAUUGAUUGUGAAAAGUUAAAGAUUUGCUUUUCUAAUUGUGUUCAUUUGUGUUUGUCUGUUGAUGUUAAACAAUUAUGUGGUUUACAUUUUAAUACUUGAAUAAAAAAGGUUAUGUUCUGUUUAUG
Oncorhynchus mykiss (rainbow trout) is the source of this 4584-nucleotide messenger RNA. Lineage: Eukaryota; Metazoa; Chordata; Actinopteri; Salmoniformes; Salmonidae. The record is from RefSeq and is a predicted model, not a curated record.